UGGGUUUUCUGGAAGCUGGGAGCAGCAGCGCUGGAGUUAUGAGGGGGAACUAGAGCAACGGCAGCGAGCAAGGGAAAAGCCUCGCGCGUUUCAGUAAAGCCCUGCGCGUGGGUAGAAUGAGUAGAAUCAACUGAACUGCGCACUUUAAUAACAGCCUACAUUUUUAUCCCAGAAACGGCGUGUGGUUCUUUUUUUGGGCUCGACAGAAUCGAGUUAGUUAGUUUAGCGUUUAGACGACUUAACCCACUUGGUUCCGUGACUUCAACAGCGAUUAUUUUGGAGUUGUUUUUAACGUUUGAAUUACCUCAGCCUCGAGUGGCGGGAUUAAGGGGGCCGGGAGAGAGGGAGGAGAAGGUGGGGCAGAGUGAGUCAAACGGACCGAGCGCUCACUACUGUCCGCCCGCUUCAACCGAACCACCAACGGAUAUUUUUUUCCCUUUAAAAACGACAGGAAUCAAUCAUUUUUUGUUCAGCGGAAUUUGGAGAGCAACAACGUCGGCUGUCAGCGUUGCUUUUUCGCCGCACAUUCCAGGUACUCUGAAGUAUCUACGCUGUAAUCCUCUGAUAUUUACCAUUUGGACGGAUUUUUUGGGGGGAGUGUAAAUUCCCCGGUCUUGUUGGACCAUGGCCGACGACGACGUGCUCUUUGAAGAUGUUUACGAGCUGUGCGAGGUCAUUGGCAAGGGGCCGUUUAGUGUGGUACGAAGAUGCAUCAACAGGGAGACGGGCCAACAGUUUGCCGUGAAGAUUGUAGAUGUGGCCAAAUUCACCUCCAGCCCUGGCCUCAGCACAGAAGAUCUGAAGAGGGAAGCGAGCAUCUGCCACAUGCUGAAACAUCCUCACAUAGUGGAGCUUCUGGAGACCUACAGCUCUGAUGGGAUGCUCUACAUGGUGUUUGAGUUCAUGGACGGAGCAGAUCUUUGCUUUGAGAUUGUGAAGAGAGCAGACGCUGGUUUUGUUUACAGUGAGGCAGUAGCCAGUCACUACAUGAGACAGAUCCUAGAGGCUUUGCGGUACUGCCAUGACAACAACAUCAUUCACCGGGAUGUGAAGCCUCAUUGUGUGUUGCUGGCAUCAAAGGAGAACUCUGCUCCGGUGAAACUUGGAGGCUUUGGUGUGGCGAUACAGCUGGGAGAGUCUGGAUUAGUGGCUGGAGGCCGGGUGGGCACUCCGCACUUCAUGGCCCCUGAGGUGGUGAAAAGAGAACCGUACGGUAAGCCUGUGGAUGUUUGGGGCUGCGGAGUCAUUCUCUUCAUCCUCCUGAGUGGCUGCCUGCCCUUCUAUGGCACCAAAGAGCGCCUGUUUGAAGCAAUCAUUAAAGGAAAAUAUAAGAUGAACCCCCGGCAAUGGGGCCAGAUCUCCGAGAGUGCCAAAGACCUGGUACGCCGUAUGCUGAUGCUGGACCCUGCAGAGAGGAUCACAGUAUAUGAAGCUCUCAACCACCCCUGGCUCAAGGAGAGAGACCGCUAUGCCUACAAGAUCCACCUUCCUGAGACUGUUGAGCAGCUGAGGAAGUUCAAUGCCAGGAGGAAGCUAAAAGGUGCAGUGCUUGCCGCAGUUUCCAGUCACAAGUUCAACUCUUUCUACGGAGACCCACCUGAAGAACUGCCUGACUUUUCUGAAGACCCUACUUCAUCAGGACUACUAGCAGCGGAAAGGGCUGUGUCACAAGUGCUAGACAGUUUGGAGGAAAUCCAUGCGCUGACGGACUGCAGUGAGAAAGACCUGGACUUUCUACACAGCGUCUUCCAGGACCAUCACCUCCACACAUUGCUUGAUCUGUACGACAAGAUAAACACCAAGUCUUCACCACAAAUCAGGAAUCCUGCUAGUGACGCAGUUCAGAGAGCCAAAGAGGUACUGGAGGAGAUUUCAUGUUACCCGGAGAAUGCAGACGCUAAAGAACUGAGACGGAUUCUAACCCAGCCCCAUUUCAUGGCCUUACUUCAGACUCAUGAUGUUGUGGCACAUGAGGUGUACAGUGACGAGGCACUGAGGGUACCCACCCCCACAUCACCGUAUCUCAACGGAGACUCACCCGAGAGCACGAACGGAGACAUGGACAUAGAGAACGUUACACGAGUGCGUCUGGUUCAGUUCCAGAAGAACACGGACGAACCGAUGGGCAUCACGUUGAAAAUGAACGACUUGAACCAUUGCAUCGUGGCAAGAAUAAUGCAUGGAGGAAUGAUCCACAGACAAGGAACAUUGCAUGUUGGAGACGAGAUCCGGGAGAUCAACGGCAUAAGUGUAGCAAAUCAAACGGUGGAGCAGCUUCAGAAGAUGCUUCGGGAAAUGAGAGGCAGCAUCACCUUUAAGAUUGUGCCAAGCUACCGCACACAGCAGUCGUCCUGUGAGAAAGAAUCCCCCUCCACCUCCAGACAGUCCCCUGCUAAUGGCCACUCCAGCAUUAACAGUUCUAUCUUGGACUUGCCGUCAACCAUCCAGCCAAAAGGACGCCAGAUCUAUGUACGGGCACAGUUCGAGUAUGAUCCUGUGAAGGAUGACCUCAUCCCCUGCAAGGAGGCAGGAAUUCGUUUCAGGGUGGGUGACAUAAUCCAGAUUAUCAACAAAGAUGACCAUAACUGGUGGCAAGGCAAGCUUGAAAACACCAAGAACGGCACAGCUGGACUGAUUCCCUCACCUGAACUUCAGGAGUGGCGGGUGGCCUGUAUAGCCAUGGAGAAAACCAAGCAAGAACAGCAGGCAAGCUGUACUUGGUUUGGCAAGAAAAAAAAGCAGUACAAAGACAAAUAUCUAGCAAAGCACAACGCAGUCUUUGAUCAACUAGAUCUGGUCACAUAUGAGGAAGUAGUGAAGCUGCCAGCAUUCAAGAGGAAAACGUUAGUUUUACUAGGUGCUCACGGUGUUGGCCGAAGACACAUCAAGAACACACUCAUCACCAAACACCCAGACAGAUUUGCUUAUCCCAUUCCACACACAACCAGACCUCCAAAGAAAGAUGAAGAGAACGGCAAGAAUUAUUUCUUUGUAUCCCACGACCAAAUGAUGCAGGACAUCUCCAACAACGAUUACCUGGAGUACGGCAGCCACGAGGACGCGAUGUACGGCACGCGGUUGGAGACAAUACGCAAGAUCCAUGAGCAGGGACUCGUAGCCAUACUGGACGUAGAGCCACAGGCAUUGAAGGUUUUACGGACAGCUGAAUUCGCUCCCUAUGUGGUUUUCAUUGCUGCACCAACUAUCACUCCUGGCAUGAAUGAGGACGAGUCAUUACAGCGGCUGCAGAAGGAGUCCGAGAUCCUCCAGAAGACAUAUGCACACUAUUUUGACCAAACCAUCAUCAAUAACGAGAUUGACGAGACUAUCCGGCUCCUGGAGGAAGCCAUAGACCUGGUUUGCACCACGGCCCAGUGGGUUCCAGUGUCCUGGGUCUACUAAAACGGCAAACCCAUCAACCUGUAACCUUACACCUGUCAUAACCUCACAAUUUGCAGUGCAUCUCUGCAAGAAAAAAAAACAAAAACAAAACUUCAGAACUUUCCCAUGAUGCAAACAGAAGCCACCUCUGACGUUCAACAACAUCGAUGUACCUGCAGUGAGCCCGGUCUUGGCCCCUCACAGACUACCUAGACGUAGUGUUGUAUUAAUGAAAAAAAAAAUCAAUAAAAUAAAUUACUAAAUAUUGUCAUGUCUAUAUAGCUAGGAGGCAACAUUUUGUAGACGUUUGAUUUAAAGAGACAGUAUCCCACAUAAUGCAUUUUCCUGAAAGGAGUAUUUUUCUGUUAUUACCAGAGCGAAAGUGCAGUAUUGCUACAGCAGAAUCCUCACAGCUUUCAUCUGUCCAGCCCGUCCAUUAUCUCAGCCAUCAUACAUAAUCCCCACAUUAUCCAUGAGGCAGAGCCCAGCUGCUUUAGCACAACCCUCAGAUUCAGCUUUGCCUUUUUUUGGUUUGUUUUUCCCAUUUCACCCUCCUCUACACACGGAUACUGUCUCUCUAAAGACGUACAUAAAUGUUUUAGAGAUUUGAAUGAGAUCUCAUGCAUGUGAACAUUAACGAGCGUCCAUGCUGUAAGUGUUAGCUGUGUUCAGACCGUCACCCACAGCAGAAAACAUUCCAUUCGUCUGGAUGAACACAUUCAAACAGGUGGAGCCGGUGACGGGGAGGGAAAAAAAAAAGACCUAUGCACAUCCCUUGCAUUUUGGCAACUUUGUAAACAGUUUAUUUUUACCAAUCAUGUAGUAAAAUGUGUUUGUAAAUGGUCUAAAUUUUUAUUUGUUGUAAGAUUUGGGGGUUCGGGAUGAAAAUGAGUUUGCGGCAUUUCAGAAAUGUGUCGUUCGAGAGUAUUGUUGAAUCGGAAAUUUCAUUUUUAUUCUGUGCAGUUGUUUGAGAAAGAGGUGCAUCUGUGCACAGAGAAAAUCCAACACGGUCUGUUCAUCUGAAUGGUUCUGUACAUGACAAACUGUUUACUCAAACUGCCCUGUGUAAAUGGCUCUUGCCGAUGACGGAGCAGCUCUUCGGUAUGAGCGUGUUUUUUUAAAUAUAUUUCCUUUUAUGUGGUGAAGA
This is a messenger RNA of Labeo rohita (rohu), 4528 nucleotides long. RefSeq names its product calcium/calmodulin-dependent serine protein kinase a (gene caska). The record is from RefSeq and is a predicted model, not a curated record. Lineage: Eukaryota; Metazoa; Chordata; Actinopteri; Cypriniformes; Cyprinidae. Gene Ontology annotation, cellular component: plasma membrane; cell-cell junction; basolateral plasma membrane. Gene Ontology annotation, molecular function: protein kinase activity; signaling receptor binding; ATP binding. Gene Ontology annotation, biological process: regulation of neurotransmitter secretion; protein phosphorylation.